UAUGGCCAUUGCUGCGGUUAUUUCCGUGUCCCUCUAUCUGAUGUCAUGUAAAAUAUACACAAGAUGAAAGGGUUCACGGAAAUUGGAACUGAACACAGUGAAUCAUCUCCUUUACAAUGGGAGGGCCUCUUAAACUUCUGAUGCUGUCGAGAGACCUGGAUUUGUACUUAUAGUUCCGCAAGAGUCUACACCGUGCAGAUCUAUCCAUGGGACAAUUCAAGAGCUACAAGACCCUGACCGCGGGGUUAAUCGUUCUGAUUUUGGUGUUCUAUCUCAUGAUGUCUUGGCCUGAGCCCAUGAACCAUUGGAUCCCACCACCCCAUCGUGCCUCUAAACAUGCCUCUGAGCCCAACAACUGGGACGCUCUCCCUCAAGAACUCACCAACCUGACCAGCCUUCUGUACUGGCCUCCGACUGGUGGAAACAAGGAUGACUUUUUGGCUUCCACCAGCCCCAGAACCUCAACUUACCACUUGAAGGAUCCUUCCCAGACCAACUAUACUCUGGGAAGUAAUCUAGAGGCCAUUCUUGUCGCUAGGGACCACCAGGGUAGGCCCAAGACUCAUGGUGGAGAUCUAUUUCGGGCACAGCUGUUGGGGCAGGAGUUGAAAGCAGGAGUCCCAGGGGAGGUGAAGGAUCUGGAGAAUGGCACGUACCUCUUGUCCUUCCCCCUGCUCUGGGCUGGACCGGCCCAGGUGCAAGUGAGGCUGAUCCACUCCAGUGAGGCAGUCGGGGUCCUACAGAGGGUCUGGAAAGGAAAACGGGCCACCGUUGACUUUAGGGGGUAUUUUCGAGGCAGGGACGGCGCUCAAGAGACUGUGAUCUGCAAUGUGGACCCCCAGUCAACUGGAGCCCAAGGGCCCACCUGCCAGUACAGGGAUGUGGUCUCUGGGGAGCUCUGGUUCUGUGCUCAACCCUCUACUCUGCCCUGUGAUGCUUUAGUCGGUCACUCCAGUGGAAGUUACCUGAAGGUGACCACACGGCAUGAUGAAGAACUGAUGGCUGGGAGUGUGACUGACCAGCCACUCCCUUCAGGCAUAUCUUCCAUCCUGGUGACACCAGCAGCCAUUGGGAACAUGAGUGAUGUGGCCUUGCCCUCUCGGCCCCCAUGCCGCCCUGGCCACCUGUCUCCAAAACCCUCUGGCUUCUACUACCAAGACAGAUGGCGCUCAAUGUUCUGUUCUAGCCGCUCUUUCCCCACUGUGAGCAGCAUCUUGAACUGCCUGGCUGGCCGCAUUGUCUACAUGAUGGGGGAUUCCACCCUUCGGCAGUGGUGGGAGUAUCUGCGAGACACGGUGCCCUCUCUGAAGCCAGUUGAUCUACAUGUCCAAUAUCAGACAGGUCCCCUGAUGGUUGUGGACACAACUCGGGGGACAGUGUUGCACUGGAGGGCCCACAGCUGGCCCCUGCGCUCUCGUCGCACUCCAGUGGCCUCUUUGCACUCUGUGGCCAGAGUUCUGCAUGGCCUGGCCGGGGGUCCCUACACAGUGGUGGUGCUCGGUAUGGGAGCCCACUUCACCACCUUCCCUCCAUCCAUCUUUGCUCGAAGACUGGCAGGGAUUCGGGAAGCUGUGAAAGCCCUGCUGGACAGGGAACCCAGUACUCUGGUGGUUAUCAAACUGGCCAAUACUGGCUACAAAUCCGUGUAUGGCAGUGACUGGCUCACAAUCCAGGUGAACAGGUUCCUCCGCGCUGCCUUUGAUGGACUCCAAGUGGCCUUUGUGGAUGCAUGGGAAAUGACCUCCAGCUUGGCUGUACCGGACAACAUCCACCCAAAGAAGCUUAUUGUCCGCAACGAAGUAGAAUUAUUCCUGUCCUUCAUCUGUCCCACCUGAGUGCUCCUGAGGGACCUGAGAAUGAAUGGAUGCAGAGCCUGAGUGGGAACCAUCAAAAUGAUGGA
Molecule: messenger RNA, 1900 nt
Organism: Chionomys nivalis (European snow vole)
Lineage: Eukaryota; Metazoa; Chordata; Mammalia; Rodentia; Cricetidae
Product: NXPE family member 3-like
Exons: 5
Coding region: 207-1835 (542 amino acids)
Source: RefSeq, a predicted model, not a curated record